GGCUCAGCAUCCUGAAGGAACUACAUCUACCACAAUGCUUUGCGGCCGGGACGCGCCUUGCCAUAGGCAGUGGGCACGUGAUUAGAGUCACAUGACGGGAGAGAUGGCCGCUCUGCCGGAGAGUGUAUUCAGCAGCCUGCAGCUCUUGUUAAAGGCCUCCUCCAAGGAUGUGGUCCAGAAGCUCUGCAGAGACUCCUUCCCUCCUUCAGCCCUGGACUCCAUCCAGCUGAUUGACAGCGCCUCGUCCAACCUGUCAGUGACCGCAGAGGAGGCUUCUCAGGUGGUACUGGCGGCACACUCCCUCACCCGCCACGUGGUGUACAGAGGCCUGACCUCUGCCGAGCAGAUUCUUCACAUCUUCCCGGAUGACUUUCACCAGAACCUGAAGAACCUCCUGACCAAAAUAAUUCUGGAGAAUGUAUCCGCUUGGAGAAGCGAAGCCCAGAACACGAGCAUCUCAUUGCCGCGUCUGGUAGAUAUGGACUGGAGGGUGGACAUCAAGACCUCGUCAGACUCUGUCACCAGAAUGGCGGUACCUACCUGUCUGCUGAAGAUGAAGAUCCAGGAGGACCCAGGUCUGUGUGGGCUGGAACCAGCGACCUCCACACUGACCAUGGAGCUCAGCAAAGAAACCUUGGACACCAUGUUGGAUGGACUGGGCCGGAUAAGGGACCAGCUGUCUGCUGUGGCUAACAAGUAGUUAAUGACCCCACCUCACCCGAUUGGGCGUCCUUAGCUUUCCGCCGCCUCGGACGUCACAUGACAUGAGAUACAACUGCUCAUAUCCUGUAAAUAUUUUUUUCUAGAGUUAUAUAAAACAAAAAAAAACGUACAA
This is a messenger RNA of Bufo gargarizans (Asiatic toad), 835 nucleotides long. It is a transcript of the gene COMMD9, whose product is annotated as COMM domain containing 9. The transcript is spliced from 6 exons. The coding region runs from base 92 to 700 and encodes 202 amino acids. The record is from RefSeq and is a predicted model, not a curated record. Lineage: Eukaryota; Metazoa; Chordata; Amphibia; Anura; Bufonidae.